Messenger RNA from Penicillium digitatum Pd1, 1446 nucleotides. NCBI's taxonomy places the organism in Eukaryota, Fungi, Ascomycota, Eurotiomycetes, Eurotiales, Aspergillaceae. The record is from RefSeq and is a predicted model, not a curated record.
AUGGACCUCUUCAUUGACCUCGUUACCCCUAACGGGCACAGCUACAAGCAGCCCACCGGUCUCUUUAUCAACAAUGAGAUUGUAUCCGCUACAGGAGGCCAGACCAUCACAUCUCUUGACCCCGCUACCGAUAACCCCAUUGCUACUGUCCAAGCAGCGAGCGCCGAAGAUGUCGACCGCGCCGUGAGAGCGGCCAAAGCGGCCCUGGUCCACCCGUCGUGGAAAUUACUUCCCGCGGCAGAGCGGGGCCAGUUAAUAGCCCGACUCGCUGAUCUUAUCGAGGAGAACAGAGAGUUAUUCGCUUCAAUUGAGGCUUGGGAUAAUGGCAGUGGCUGGGCCGAUAAGACCUCCGGCCAAACCAUCACCACAACUCCCCAAAAGUUCGCUUACACCAUCCGCCAGCCCAUCGGUGUAGUGGGCCAGAUCAUUCCAUGGAACUACCCUCUUUCAAUGGCCACCUGGAAGCUUGGCCCUGCACUAGCAUGUGGAAACACAGUUGUCCUAAAACCGGCCGAACAGACCCCUCUCAGCGCUCUCUUUCUUGGUACUUUGAUCAAGAAGGCCGGAUUCCCUCCCGGGGUGGUGAAUAUCGUCAAUGGCUACGGGCGCGAGGCCGGCGCCGCGCUCGCUUCACACCCAUUGGUCGAUAAGGUCGCAUUUACAGGAUCAACUGUAACUGCCCGGGAAAUCAUGAAGAUGGCCGCCGGCACACUCAAGAACAUCACGCUCGAAACAGGCGGCAAGUCCCCUUUGCUGGUUUUCCCGGAUGCGGAUCUGGACCAGGCCGUCAAGUGGUCGCACGGCGGUAUUAUGUCCAACAAAGGCGAGAUCUGUACCGCCACCUCGCGGAUCUUUGUCCACCGCGAUCUCCUCGAGAAAUUCACGGCUAGGUACAAGGCGGCCGUGGAGGCCGUGAAGAUCGGCGACCAGUGGGACGAGACGGUGUCCCACGGGCCGCAGGUGACACGCGCGCAAUCUGAACGGAUCCUCUCCUACAUUGAGAUUGCCAAGAGCGAAGGAGCUACGAUUCUUACUGGUGGUGCUGCGCACACGCCAACGGACGAGAAGAAUCAGAAUGGAUACUUUAUUCAACCUACUGUUAUCGUCAAUGCAACAGACUCUAUGCGCAUUGCCCGGGAAGAAGUGUUUGGUCCCGUCGUGGUGAUUUUCCCCUUCGAUGAUGAGGAAGAAGCCAUUCGUCGGGCCAAUGAUACCACUUACGGCCUAGGUGCGUCUGUCUUCACGCGGGAUUUGGAGCGCGCUCACCGUGUGGCUGCUGAGAUUGAGUCUGGUAUGGUCUGGAUUAAUAGCAGUCAAGAUUGUGAUCCGCGCAUUCCUUUCGGCGGCGUGAAGCAGAGUGGCAUUGGACGCGAGUUGGGAGAGGCUGGUCUGGAGGCAUAUAGCCAGACUAAGGCGGUUCAUGUGAACAUGGGUGCCAAGCUAUGA